CUCAUCCAGGCUCCUCCAACUCCGCCGCCGCCAGUUCGAAUUCCUCUCUCUCUCUCUCUCUCUCUCCAUGUUUCGGAGAGCGCUUUCUCGAGCCUUACCUCUUCUCUCCAAUGGGCUCUUACGAGAAGGAAUAGGCCCUCGCUGCGGCCCUGCUUCAUUUCGUUUCUCUUUGACUUCUUCCUCAUCCUCUGGCACCCCAGACCCUUCGAUUUUACCGGAAGAAGAGAGCCGAGAAGACCCCGAAAGUCGAAAACCGGCGAUCUCAAUAUCAAUCGACAGGUCUGGGUUACACAAUCCUCCAGAACAUCUGCACGAGCCACAUACGGAUUCUGAGCUUGUUAAGCAUUUAAAGAGUAUCAUAAAGUUCCGUGGAGGUCCUAUUUCUGUUGCAGAGUACAUGGAGGAAGUUUUAACUAAUCCACAUUCAGGAUUUUACAUCAAUCGGGAUGUGUUUGGAGCUGGUGGUGACUUUAUAACUUCACCUGAUGUCAGUCAGAUGUUUGGAGAGAUGGUGGGUGUUUGGGCAAUGUGCCUAUGGGAGCAGAUGGGCCAACCUGGAAAUGUUAAUCUUGUUGAGCUGGGACCAGGACGAGGAACCCUCAUGGUUGAUCUUCUCCGUGGAUCUUCAAAGUUUUCAAAUUUCAAAAAAGCUCUUAACAUUCACAUGGUAGAAUGCAGUCCUGCCUUACAGAAGGUUCAGUAUGAUGCUUUAAAAUGCAUGGAUGAAGCAACUAAUGAUGACAGCAGCUCCAAAAAAACAAUCAGUAUGGUAUCUGGAAGUUCUAUUGCAUGGCAUUCCACUCUGGAACAGGUUCCCUCAGGAUUGCCAACCAUCAUAAUUGCACACGAAUUCUAUGAUGCUUUACCAGUCCAUCAGUUUCAGAAAGCUUCUCGAGGUUGGUGUGAGAAGAUGAUAGAUGUCUCCGAAGAUUCAUCCAAAUUCCGCUUUGUGCUAUCUCCACACCCUACCACUGCAAGUCUACUGUAUCUGACUAAACGGUGCAAAUGGGCAUCACGAGAGGAGGUUACUAAUUUGGAACAUAUCGAAGUAUGCCCAAAAGCAAUGGAACUGACUCAUCAAAUUGCGGAAAGAAUUAGUUCAGAUGGAGGCGGAGCUCUUAUAAUUGACUACGGAAAAGAUGGACUUAUAUCUGAUAGUCUACAGGCUAUUCGUCAGCACAAAUUUGUAGACAUAUUAGAUGAUCCUGGCUCAGCUGAUUUAAGUGCCCAUGUUGACUUUGCGUCGAUAAGACACUGUGCCGAAGAAGCAUCAGAUGGAGUAUCUGUUCAUGGUCCAAUAACACAGUCCCAGUUCUUGGGUUCUCUUGGGAUAAACUUUCGCGUGGAAGCCCUUCUACAGAAUUGCACUGAAGAACAGGCAGAAUCUCUGAGAACAGGUUACUGGCGCCUUGUAGGAGAUGGAGAAGCUCCAUUUUGGGACGGUCCUAAUGAUCUAACGCCCAUCGGUAUGGGAACUCGAUAUCUGGCAAUGUCAAUCGUGAACAAGAAACAAGGCAUACCGAUUCCGUUUGAAUGAAUUAGAGUUGCAUCUGUUCGCCAUACACACUCACAUGGCAUAUUGUAUUACUCUACUAGAUUUCAUGCAGCUUGGAAGCCAUAAGAUCUCAGUUUGACCGACUCGUAUCUACUUUCUGAAGUUUCAUGGCAUAAUAGAUCGCGUUUUGAUGCCACUGAUGAGUAUUGAAGCAUGUGAGCAGAUUAACUAAUUAGGAAUAGUGAUUGAAACUUUGUUAUUAUUCUUUUUUCAUAUUUAGUAUAAGUGGGUGGGUGCUCACUCAUUUUCGGUUC
Messenger RNA from Zingiber officinale, 1809 nucleotides. RefSeq names its product protein arginine methyltransferase NDUFAF7, mitochondrial. Gene Ontology annotation, biological process: mitochondrial respiratory chain complex I assembly. The record is from RefSeq and is a predicted model, not a curated record. The transcript is spliced from 10 exons. Gene Ontology annotation, molecular function: protein-arginine omega-N symmetric methyltransferase activity. Gene Ontology annotation, cellular component: mitochondrion. The coding region runs from base 68 to 1537 and encodes 489 amino acids. Lineage: Eukaryota; Viridiplantae; Streptophyta; Magnoliopsida; Zingiberales; Zingiberaceae.